Messenger RNA from Melanotaenia boesemani (Boeseman's rainbowfish), 5106 nucleotides. RefSeq names its product KN motif and ankyrin repeat domains 2 (gene kank2). The record is from RefSeq and is a predicted model, not a curated record. The transcript is spliced from 13 exons. Gene Ontology annotation, molecular function: protein binding. Lineage: Eukaryota; Metazoa; Chordata; Actinopteri; Atheriniformes; Melanotaeniidae. Gene Ontology annotation, biological process: negative regulation of G1/S transition of mitotic cell cycle; negative regulation of cell population proliferation; negative regulation of actin filament polymerization. Gene Ontology annotation, cellular component: cytoplasm. Bases 255 to 3416 code for a protein of 1053 amino acids.
CCUGGUGACUGCUGGCCCUUUAAGAGUAGCGGGAGGGGGCCCGGAGCAUCUUGGCUGCGGUGUUUUUGUCUCCGACAGUGAGCGCUCCUGGGCCGAGAAGGCUGAAAGGAUUUCCUGAAGGCAGGUGCUGACUGUAAGAAGGCAAGUACAGUAUAGUAAAGGAGAGGAAGGAGCCUGGGGAGGAGACAUCCCAUCCUCGCAGUGCAAGCAGCUGGUGAGAGUUUAUGUGAUUGAAAAGCAGCCACAGGUUCAUUAUGGCUCAGGUGCUGCACAUGGACCCCAGCUUCCCAGGGAAACUCAACCCGCCUGCUCCUCCUUCUCUGCACACCAAAGAACAGGAGGCACCCUACUCAGUGGAGACCCCCUAUGGCUACCGUCUGGACCUAGACUUCCUCAAAUAUGUUAACGACAUUGAAAAGGGGAACACUAUUAAGAAGGUGCCUAUCCAACGCCGGCCACGCUAUGGCUCCCUGCCUCGUGGCUAUGGCUACGCUGGCUCCUGGUGGACCUCCACUGAGUCUCUGUGCUCAAAUGCCAGUAUGGACAGCCGGCAUUCCUCCUAUUCCUACUGUGCUCCAGGCUACCACACAUCACAGAGGCCUAGCUUUAGUACUGCUCGGGUAGAAAAAACGCUUUUAGACGCUCGCAGGAAGCUAGAGGAGGAAAAAGAGGGGCGAAGAUUUUCCAACCUGGGCAGCAUGCAUAGCAGUGUAGCAGGUUCUAACACCUCCCUCAGCAGUGCACACAGCUUCAACCGGGCACAGGGUGGAGGUGGAUCCUUUACUCCCAUGAGCUCCGGCCUGUCUACCCCAGUGACUCCAACCCCUGCCCACUUGCAACAUGUCAGGGAGCAGAUGGCUGCGGCUCUCAGGAAAAUAAAGGAGCUUGAGGAGCAGGUGAAGACCAUCCCUGUGCUCCAGGUUAAAAUCUCUGUGUUGCAGGAGGAGAAAAGGCAGCUCAGUGUCCAACUCAAGAGCCAGAAAUUCCUUGGGCACACUCUGGGUUUCAGCCGAGGUCGUCCCCGUGGGGAGCUCUACAUUGAUAUCCCAGAGGAAGAGGUGAGCAAUGGAGCUAAGAAUAACAAGACACCAGGGCCAAUGUCUCCAACCACACCUGAAGGCUCCAAGCAAGACUCAGGGUGUGAGAUUGAAGACACAGUGAUUGUGGGUGGCGCGCGACCAGAUGUAAAGCGGGAACUUCGCACGAUCGGAGUGGGACCAGAAGACAUUAGGGGCACUCGUCAUGUUGGGGUUUGGGUUCGAGAAAAGGAUCUGGGCCUGAAGCCUGAGACAGAAGCUCUCAGAGAUCAUGUAGGUCAUCUUGAGGGCAAGUUAAAGAGGACAAUGCAGGAGCUGCAGGCUGCACAGCAGCAAGUUGCAGCUGUACAGAAGACCCCUCAGGCAGAGCAUCCAGUAAUGGCAACUAGCAUGGGCUGGCAAGAACCACAAGGCUGCAGUCUGCACACACUGGUCAGCUUCACGCAGCAGCCACAACAGAGGGAAAAGAGAACUGUGGGGAUCCAGGUGUACACACUAGAGAAGCCUACUGUGGUGGAGGUGGGCACGCGGCUCCGGGCGGAAACCUGCAGUUCUCCACCUCCUCAACCAGUGAGUGGGGUCGCUGAGAGUCACCACAAAGGACAAACUGAAGAGGCUCCCCUUGAAUUGCCAAUUGCAGUCAGCUCCAAGCAGGUACGAGAUGUCCUGAGAAGCGGGCUGUCCACCUCAGUACCUGUGUCUAAUCCAGCAGUUGCUGUAACAUCCGGUAAUCAGACUGGUUUAGUGCAUCCUAAAGAAGAAGCAUAUACAACCAAUGACUAUGUCCAGUCGCAAGAGGGUUCAUCUAAAGCAGCCUCAUCUCCUCAGUCUUCUCUGAGAUCAAUUAUGAAGCGGAAAGCAGAAGGUGAACCAGGUUCUCCCACUACAAAGAAAAACCUACAGUUCAUUGGAGUCAAUGGAGGCUAUGAGUCCACUUCAUCGGAUGAUAGCAGCAGUGAGAGCUCAGAUGAGGGGAGUGACUCCAGUGAAUACCAUGAAGCCAGAGAAAAACUACCAGACACUAACAACCAGCACCAGCAAAUAACCCAUAACAAGACUUCACAACCACAAGAAGAAAGCACCAGCGUACCUCAACAAACUGCAGUCAAACUACCAGCUGUCACAGAGUUGCAGCAGAGUCCCAGCCAGCCUGCAACUGCAGACACAAGACUGUCUGACAAAGCUCCUUUGUCACCAGCAACAGACUCUGUUGCACAAAAAUGUGCCUCACAGCAAUCAGCACCAGAUUCUACAUCAGCUCCUCCAUGUCCAGCCAAGGAUUCUGCUUCUGAAGAGACUGUGGACCAAUUAUCAGAAAAGCACACCCUAACCCAGGAGAUCACAUCUACUUCAUCCUCUUCAAAAAUCACUGAAUUCACUCCUGGGCAAAACUCCAUCAAGUCUUCAGAUACCUGUUCUUCAUCAGCAUGUGUCACUAAGACCACUGAGGUUAUCAAGCAGCAGCACACCAUCCAGUCAGUGACAUCUGCAACCCAGAGUCAGUCACAGUCCAAGCCAGCAGCUGAGAGUAUUGCAACUGACACUGCAACAGUAUCUUCAAAACAAGUCAGACUGGAGCUGAGUGAAAGCUUGAUUUUAGCCUUGUAUGCCCUGCAGAAAGCCCUGGGGGAACCCAAUGCCUUCAGCCACCAAGGAGCAAGGGCAGCCUACACCACUGUGCUGCAGGAAUGGCUGCGAGUGUCCUGUCACAAAACAGCCGACACAGCUGUUGUCAAGGCCUAUAUGGACACCUUCGCCUCAAUCUCCCCUCAGCUGCUGGAGUUUGUGAUCAACAUGGCAGAUGGCAACGGGAACACAGCGCUUCACUACACCGUCUCUCACUCCAACUUCCCCGUGGUGAAACUUCUGCUGGACACUGGCCUAUGCAAUGCUGACAAGCAAAACAAGGCAGGCUACACGGCCAUCAUGCUGACGGCUCUCGCUGCCUUCCACUCUGACAGCGACCUUCAGACCGUCCUGCAGCUGCUUCGCACAGGGGAUGUCAACGCCAAGGCCAGCCAGGCUGGCCAGACGGCGCUGAUGCUGGCAGUGAGUCACGGUCGAGGGGACAUGGUGCGGGCGCUGCUGUCCUGCGGAGCUCAGGUUAACAUCCGUGAUGACGAUGGCUCCACUGCACUCAUGUGUGCCUGCGAACACGGUCAUGUGGACAUUGUUCGUCAACUACUGUCCAUCCCAGGCUGUGAUGCCACACUCACUGAUAAUGAUGGCAGCACUGCUUUAUCCAUUGCCCUGGAGGCCAGUCAGAAUGACAUUGCUGUACUCCUGUAUGCUCACCUCAACUUUGCAAAGCCUCCUUCCCCUGUUUCUCCGAAGUCUCCUCUCUUGGGUUCCUCCCUUCCUGCUGUUGAACCAAAAUAAACAACUCCAGCUACGCAGCUAUUCCACAGAUGUUUCUUCAUCCAUGUAAUUUAGAAAAACAAUGAGUUUGUCUGAGUCUUUCACCCUGAAUGAUUUAGGUACAUUAUAAUGUGCAGAUAAUGGCAUGACAGAUUGCACCAUCCUCACCAUAAGUUUUUUUUUGUACACAGUUGUCUUUUUGUAACCUCAGCAGUGAUUGAACGUAUGUAGAAAGAUGAAGUGAAGGUGUUGCAGUUGUUAAUCAUCUGUCUUGCCAUGCAAACGUUUAGUUGUCUGCACUGUCUGUUACAAGUUAGAAGUGUUUUACCAAAUUUCAUUAUGCAGUUCAUUAUUAUACACCUUUUUCCUGUUUUUUUUUACUCCACAUCAGUCUCAUAUUAGUUUUUAAUAGGGCUAAGUGUGUUUGUUGUAAUCUGUACAAUAGCUGUUACAAAGUAUAAUUAUUGUGUGUGACCAUUACUGCCAUUUGGAAUAACAAAAGCCACCCCUGUUAGAUAAGUGUCCUUGCAUCAACUAGUCAUUGGUGCUACUAAAUAAUAACACAAAACACACCACCUCAACCAUACAUCAAUAUUUUUACACAAAACUGAUUUAUGCCAGAGUAUUUUUGUAUUGACACAUUUUUAUUCUGACUCAAUUCAGGACCUACCAGGAUCAUUAUUUUAUUUCCCAACCAGGAGUUGACUUGUUACCAGAAGACAAACUUUGAUUUAAAGUGUUGGCUUUGUUUCACAAACUCUGCCAAUAGAUAUAUCUCUUCCAUCAACUCUGAGACAAUAAACAUUAACACUGGUUUUUUUUCAUUAUGAAGGAGGAAAGAGGUUACAUAUGAGGUUAAUGAUUCGGUACUGUGCUUUUUAUAUUUAUCUACACCCCGAACCCAAAAACAUCUGGACACUGUAUUACAUGUAAAUAAAAACUAAAUGCAGUAAUUUGCAAAUCUUAGAAACAGUCAUUUCAUUCCCGGUAGAACAUUUAAAACAUCAAAUGCAAAAAAUGAGACAAUUUAACUCAUGACAAAUAUAUGGUCUCAUUUGUAAUAUUUGACCCGUUUUCUAUGUUUUGAAUAAAAAAGCUGUUUCUAAGAUUAGCUGAUUAGCUGAUUGCAUUUUGUUUUUUUUUUAUUCACAAAUUAGUGUCCCAACCUUUUUGGAAUUGAACUGGGGUGGUAACAUCUGAGGGUAUUUAGGUUGGUGUUUAGAAAGGAUCGCAGUUUAUCUGUGUGUAUUGUGUGCUAUAAGAUCUAAGAGGACUUCACUGAUGAAUAACUGAAAGCACUGGUGAAACUGGGAAGAUUUGUUGGGAAACCAGAAAGUGAGAGAUUUGGAUUUUAAAGCAUGCUCCAUGUAAGAUAUGAAUAUUGAAAUAAUAUAUGUUAGUAUUAACUUGUAAUUAUCAUGCCUAAAACCGAAAUCUUUGAACAAAAGUUCAUAGGCUAUUGAUGUCAAAAUUUCUAUUACUUUUUAAAGAUUUUUUCACAAUUUUCAUAAUUAUGUUGAGUGAUUAAAUUUUUAAACUUUAUAAUUUUUUUUUUUAUUUAAGUACCUAUCUUUUUAUACAUGUAGAAUUUUUUAAUCUCACUUAUGUAAUCACACAGCUAGUUUGAUAUCUGAUGGUUUAUGUAAAAUUCUAGACUGUGUCUCUUCUAAUUUGUGCAUUUUGAAAAAGAAUUAAUAAAUGUGGACCACAA